GAUACCCAGUUUGCAAACUUGCCUUGAUCUCACUUCUGGAGGGAGGGGAUUUGUCUUGGGGCCUGGAGGCACAGGAAGAUCCACCCACAGAAAGGACCAAAGACAUCUACAAAGGCCUCUGAGGAUCCCAGGUUAAGAAGUCCCGCCCCAGGGAGUGGAGCUGGAGAACCACUGAGAAGAGCGCUCGGGCAUUCCUAGAGAGGAAAACGCGAGGCUCGACUGACGCGACCCGACUGGUGACGCAACUUCCGGUCGCGCCGCACUUUCUACCUUUCCUGGGUUGGAGUGUUCGUGUUGUGUCAGCAGGGAAGGUCCUGCUGUGACGUGCUCUUCACCCCUAGAGAAGGCUGUUGACUUCGGCCCUUGGUUGCCGCGGGGAGCCCGGGGUUAGGGAGUCAUGGCGGCGCCCGAAGUCCGUCCCGCCCUUCGGGUGCGCUCGUUACCCCCAGACUGUGGCGGCCGCUUUGGGAAGUGGAGACUGAAUAGGGGCUGCGUGGUGGAAGGAAUCUCCGUGCGGCCGACACAGCCACUCUGAUCGGCAGCUGCUUAUUGGGCGGCUAAAUGGCGGUUCUAGGUUCUAGGAGAAGCCGCCGUGAAUAACAAGCGGCGUGGGCCCCGUCCUCAGAGCUUCAGCCUGAUGGGAAAGUUACAUAUUAAUCAGAUCCGAACCUUUCACUCCAGCUGCUGGUAACCCUGUAGCUGCUGCCAAUUGCUUUUGGGUGAAAGCCACUUCCUUAAGGCCCUGCGUGGUUCUGGUCUCUUGCACCUUCUUCAGCCUCAUCUUGCAGCACCCUCCCCUUGACUUUGCUACAGCCUUCUUGGCUCUUCACUUCUAGAACGUGCUUUUGCACGCGCUGUUACUUUUUUAAAGAUUUCCCAUCUAACCUAGUUUUUGUUCUUAAGCCUUCCCUGACUAGGAUAUAGUCACCCUCACCCCCAUCCCAACAUUUAACAGAGUUGUGAUCUUGAAAUUAUUUGUGAGACUUUUUGAUUAAUAUAUAUGUCUGUUAGAUUAGACGAAGCUCCGGAAGGGAAAGGAUCACCUUUUUCUUUCUCUCCACUAUGUCCUGUAUAUCACACAUGGCCUGACAUGAAAUAUGUAUGUGAUAAAUGGUUGUUGAAUGAAGAAAGCACAAGUCAAUGUAUAAUCUCAUACUAGGGUGAAUAUAGUGCAGGAAAUGAAUACAGUGCUAGUGGAGUGUGUAAGAGGGGAACCUGACCUGGUCUGUAGAGACAGGUUGAGAUCUGAAGGAUGAGUUGGCAUUACCUGGGUGAAGAGGGGGUCAGGUUUUUGGGGAGUAUUGCAGGCAGAAUAAUAAUAGGUAUAAAAGUUCUGAGGUUGAAGAAGAGUGGUCAGGGGAUAACAGCAGGUAAAAAGGUCCUGGUUUAGCAUUUUAGAGAGAAAAAGAAGACCAGUGUGACUGAACUAAAAAAGGAGGAAGAUAACACAAGAUGAGGCUAACAGGAAACUGCAUCAUGUAGUGAGACUCUUUGGGGAAGAUGCUGGUUCUUUGGUAGAAUAAGACUGUGUAACAAAUAUACAAAAUGUUUGUGGGGAGUGAUGUACUUAAAGUAAUAACCAAGACAUUUUAGCAUGUUGAAUUUGCCUUUCUGGGUCCUUUGCUAAUCAGUUUCUGGUUAUCACUGGGUCCUAGAAUGGGUCAAUGAACAAAAAUGAUGCCUGCCCCAAGUCAAAGGAAAGGGAGAUUUACCCAGAUAUUCUUUUAGUAAGUUUUCUUGGGUACUCUUAUCUACUUUUCUAUAUUAAGUUUAGAAUCAGUUUAUAAGAUUUCAAAAGAAAUCUUGUUGGGAUUAUGAUUGGAAGCAGGAUAGCAGUAGUUAUUAAAAACAUGGUUUUGGAGUCCGGCAGGUCUGGUUUGGGAUCCACCAGUUGUAUGACCUUGGUAGAACAAACUACUCUUAUAGCCUUAUUUUUCUCAUCUAGGAAAGAGAAAAGGUUCAGAGGAUUGUUGUGGGGACUGAGUGCAAGGAUAUGUAUUUUUUUAAUCCAAAACCACGCUAUUCCUUUCUAUUUCUUUAACCAUUUAUGUUUGUCAGUAAAAUUUAUUUUUUUAAAUAAAGGUCUAGGAUUCUUCUCAAGUGUUGCAUAGAGUUUUUGGUGUCUUCUGCUUUUUGUUUAGCUCUUCAUGUACUUGGCUCCCCAUUCCCCUCUCCACCAUUACCUGGGAAAGACAGAAUUGCUUGAUGUUUGUGAGUUCAGGCUUUGGUGACAUACAACAAGUUAUUUAUCCUUUCAGAAUCUGUUUCCUCAGAAUUACAAACCUCAAGGUGUGGUGUUGAUUAAACAGGAAAUAUAAACCACUUAAACCAGUGGGCAUUUACCCCUGCCCUUCCCUGAGAGGGAGCCCAGGUGAUGGCAGCCAUGCCCCUCACAGCCCGGCACCAGGAGAUGUUGACCUUUGAGGAUGUGGCUGUGUACUUCACCUGGACAGAAUGGAUUGGCCUUGCUCCUGCACAGAGGGCCCUGUACAGAAAUGUGAUGCUGGAGAAUUAUGGGAACUUGACUUCUUUGGGAUACUCAAUUCCCAAACCUGUCCUCCUGAUCUCAUUUCUGGAAGGAGGGGAUUUGCCUUGGGGCCUGGAGGCACAGGAUGAUCCACCUGCACAGAGGACCAAAGAUGUCUGUAAAGAUGCUGAGACCAGCAUUGGCAUUGAGGCCACAUCAACACAGGGAAUUUCUGAAGAAAGAGACAUGAUGAUGAUAUGUGAGCUGCAAAAAAGUGUUCCUCAGAGAACCGACUUUCCCAAACAAUGUGAACUUGAGAAGCACUGGAAAAUCCCCACAGUGAAAAAUGUUAGAGGAAAGGAUGAGAGAAUCCAUUUAGCAAGGAAACCUCUCAGAUGUGAGGAGUGCGGAAAAUGCUUCAGCUAUUUUUCUAACUAUGUCAGACACCAGAGAAUCCACACUGGGGAGAAACCCUUUGAGUGUAAUGAGUGUGGAAGAGCCUUUAAUGUUAGUUCUUCAUUACUUCGGCAUCAGAAAAUCCACACUGGAGAGAAGUCCUAUCAGUGUGAGGAGUGUGGGAAAGCCUUUAAUGAUAAUGCAAAUCUGAUCAGGCAUCAGAGAAUCCACAGUGGGGAAAGACCCCAUCACUGUCAGGAUUGUGGAAAUGAUUUCACAAGUAGUUCUGAGUUUGUUAUACAUCAGAGAAUCCAUACAGGGGAGAAGCCUUAUGAGUGUAAUGAGUGUGGAAAAGCUUUUUUUGGCAAUUCAUCACUAAUUCGGCAUCAGAAAAUUCAACACUGGAGAGAAAACCAUAUUGAGUGUAGCGAAUGUGGCAAAAGCUUCAGAAGGCUUUCCCAUCUUAGCCAACAUUCAGCGUUUCACACAAGGGAAAAGCCUUUUUCUUGUAAAGUAUGUGGGCAAGCCUUCAGUUUUCAUACGAAACUAAUCCGGCAUCAGAGAAUCCACAGUGAGGAGAAACCUUUUGAGUGUGUAGAUUGUGGAAUAGCCUUCAGUGCUAAGGAACAAUUAAAAAGGCAUCUAAGAAUUCAUAUUCAAGAGUCUUCCUAUGUAUGUAAUGAAUGUGGAAAAGUGCUCAGUAGUGAAAGAAAUCUUCUUCGGCACCAGAGAAUUCAUACUGGAGGGAAACCUUGUGAGUGUAGUGAGUAUGAAAAAACCUCUAGGAUUUCUUCCCAGUUAGGUCACCAUGAACAUGUCCACCCAGCAGAGAAGCUUGUGUUGGACGUUGGUCAUUUUGUCCUCCCAGAAUUUUUUACCCCCUUUUUCUGGUAAUAGUACACUAAAUGCCCUUUUCAUCCUUCACUCAAGAGUGGAAGGUGUGGCACUGGCCUGGAUCAGCUACGGUUCCUCUUUUCAAGCCACAGUUAUUGGUUCAUAUGUCAGUAGGUGACCCAGGAUGGUUCAGUUCAAAGUCCUAGGACUUGGCAGUAGCUAGUAGGAAGAACUACUAUUUUGGACUCAAAGGUGGAGGAACUCCUUGGGUUCUGGAGGCUGAGAAUAAAGUCAAGAGAGUAGUUAUAUCAAAGUUGGAGACCAAUCAAAUCAUGAGUUAUUGUUUGAACAUUAAACCAUAUCUGAAGCAAGAGUUGUAUCUGGGUUUUUGAAUUCCAGGAACAAAUAAAUUCCACUUUUCUUUUGUUUUGCUUAA
Choloepus didactylus (southern two-toed sloth) is the source of this 4133-nucleotide messenger RNA. RefSeq names its product zinc finger protein 19 (gene ZNF19). The record is from RefSeq and is a predicted model, not a curated record. NCBI's taxonomy places the organism in Eukaryota, Metazoa, Chordata, Mammalia, Pilosa, Megalonychidae. Gene Ontology annotation, biological process: regulation of DNA-templated transcription.